Macrosteles quadrilineatus (aster leafhopper) is the source of this 2333-nucleotide messenger RNA. Its product is annotated as zinc finger protein 493-like. The record is from RefSeq and is a predicted model, not a curated record. Bases 267 to 1637 code for a protein of 456 amino acids. The transcript has a single exon. Lineage: Eukaryota; Metazoa; Arthropoda; Insecta; Hemiptera; Cicadellidae.
ACCAACACAAUGACAGAUUAUUUUACUGAACAGUUAAUAAGAUAAGAAAUCUUAUUUAAGACAAGCAAAAAAUUUUCUAAAUUAUGUCAUAUCUCAUAUCAAUAACAAAUUUCGAGGAAGAGUCUAUUCAAAGUUUAGUUAUAUACACCUUGACGUAACAGAAGAAAUAUCAUACAAUAGGCCUACAUAGUAUUUAGCUACAAUCUUGAUUAUAGUUAGUUGCUUGUUUGAUAAGUUACACAGAGUCUGAAAGUGCAAAGUAAAAAAUGUCAAAGGUCAUUAAAAAUCAUUCUUUUAAGUGCCUAAUAUGUAAAAAAAUGUUUUCAAAUAAAUUGACAUUGAAAAAUCAUAUAUAUGUACAUACAGGUGAACGUCCCUUCAAAUGUUUUACAUGUGAGGAAACAUUUAUUAACCGAUAUGAAGUAAAGUGUCAUUUGUUGACCCAUAAUAAGUGUCCUUAUAAGUGCACCAUAUGUGGUAAAUCCUUCACAACCAAAAACUAUAUGAUGAAACAUACAUUGGCUCACACCGGAGAGGGACCUCAUAAGUGCACCAUAUGUGAAAAAUCCUUCACAACCAGUAGCAAUUUAAAGAAACAUACAUUGACUCACACCACAGAGCGAUCUUAUCAGUGCACUAUAUGUGAAAAAUCCUUCACAACCAAUUAUAAUAUGAAAAUUCAUACAUUGAUUCACACGGGAAAGAGACCUUAUAAGUGCACUAUUUGUGGAAAAUCCUUCAAAACCAAAAUCAGUAUGAGGAAACAUACAUUGGUUCACACGGAAGAGCGACCUCAUAAGUGUACUACAUGUGGAAAAUCCUUCAAAACCAGUACUAUAAUGAAGAAACACACAUUGGUGCACAUCAAAGAGCGACCUUAUAAUUGCAAUAUCUGUGGAAAAUCCUUCAAAACCAAAAAUAUAAUGAAAGGUCAUACAUUGGCUCACACCACAGAGCGAUCUUAUAAGUGCACUAUUUGUGGAAAAUCCUUCACAACCAAUUACUAUAUGAAAAUUCAUACGUUGAUUCACACGGGAAAGAGACCUCAUAAGUGCACUAUAUGUGGAAAUUCCUUCAAAACCAAUGAUGUAAUGAAGAAACACACGUUGGUUCAUUCCGAAGAGCGACCUUAUAAGUGCACUAUAUGUGGAAAAUCCUUCACAACCAAUAAUGUAAUGAAGAAACACACGUUGGUUCAUACCGAAGAGCGACCUUAUAAGUGCACUAUAUGUGGAAAAUCCUUCAAAACCAAAAUCAGUAUGAGGCAACAUACAUUAGUUCACACGGAAGAGCGACCUCAUAAGUGUACUAUAUGUGGAAAAUCCUUCAAAACCAGUACUAUAAUGAAGGGACACACAUUGGUUCACAUGGAAGAGCGACCUUAUAAGUGCACUAUAUGUGGAAAAUCCUUCAAAACCAGAACAAUAAUGAAGGGACACACAUUGAUUCACAUGAAAGAGCGACCUUAUAAGUGCACUAUAUGUGGAAAAUCCUUCAAAACAAGUACUAUAAUGAAGGGACACACAUUGGUUCACAUGGAAGAGCGACCUUAUAAGUGCACUAUAUGUGGAAAAUCCUUCAAAACCAAAAACCAUUUGAAGACACAUAUGUUAGUUCAUACCAGAGAACAUCUGUAAGUGCACUAUAUGUGGUAAAUCCUUCACAACCAAAAACUAUAUGAAAAGACAUACAUUGGUUCACAGCAGAGAGCGACCUCAUAAGUGCACUAUAUGUGGAAAAUCCUUCAAAACCAAAAACUAUUUGAAGACACAUACGUCAUACCAGAGAACAUCUGUAAAUGCAUUACAUAUGGGAAUUAUUUUUGCAUACCAAAGCUAUAUGAAGACACAUUCAUUAGUUCAAACAGGGAAGGGACCUCAUAUGUGUACUUCUGCUUGUGGUUGUGGAAAAUACUUUACAACCAAUACUUCACACAGGAUAGAGACCUCUUAAGAGUAUUGGUGUCUAGGGAAAAUUCCAUCAUCAUCACUCUUGUCCUCAUGUAAUAAUGAGGUGGUGCACAAAAGCAUAGCAGCAAUAAUCAUUUAAAGUGAUGCAUUGCUAAGAUACAAAUCUUCAUUGUUCAUUCCAUGUUUUUAUAAAACGGUUAGUUGUAUAUAGAACUGAUUAUUUUUUAGGAUAAUUAUUUUAUAAUGUUUUAAUAUAUGAAAACUGACAACUUUGAUAUAAUAUUAAAGAACUUUCCAGAGAUUUUAUCUUAAGUGUGUAUUGAUCUAAAAAGCCAGUUUUGUUAAGUUUUUGUAAAUUUUUCCAUUUCAAUGUAAAUUGUAAGAAAUACAUUAUGUUUGGGCGUUAAAAAUUAUUCAUACAUG